AUCUUUCUCUCUCUCUCCGAUGUCCUCGCUGCCGCCGCCGGCUUUCAUCCAUGGCUGUGGCAGAGGUCGAGGCCCGUGACUGGGCAGAGAUGCCGUCGGACGCGCUCGCUGCCGUGUUCGGGAAGCUGGACGUGGCCGAGAUCCUGACGGGAGCCGGGCUGGUGUGCCGCGCGUGGUGCCGGCUCGCCGCCACGGACCCCACGCUGUGGCGCCGUGUGGACAUGUGCCACCAGGGGGACCUCCUGGAGGCUGAGGAGGUGGAGGCCAUGGCGCGCGCCGCCGUCGACCGUGCCACGGGCACCAUGGAGGCGUUCUGGGCCGACACCUUCGUCACCGACGACCUCCUCCGAUACAUCUCUCAGAGGCAAUCGGUGGUUCUCACUGUGAAUUGCAUGCUUACCACAAACAAUCUAGACGGAUUAUCUUAUCUACCUACAAUCUUGACGGAUUACCACAUCGGAUGAAGCGGGCGCGUGCGGCGGCGGGCGGC
Messenger RNA from Panicum virgatum (switchgrass), 490 nucleotides. Its product is annotated as F-box protein SKIP19-like. The coding region runs from base 51 to 464 and encodes 137 amino acids. Gene Ontology annotation, molecular function: protein binding. The transcript has 2 exons. Lineage: Eukaryota; Viridiplantae; Streptophyta; Magnoliopsida; Poales; Poaceae. The record is from RefSeq and is a predicted model, not a curated record.